This is a messenger RNA of Spodoptera frugiperda (fall armyworm), 618 nucleotides long. RefSeq names its product coiled-coil domain-containing protein 86. Gene Ontology annotation, cellular component: nucleolus. The transcript has 2 exons. Bases 112 to 606 code for a protein of 164 amino acids. Lineage: Eukaryota; Metazoa; Arthropoda; Insecta; Lepidoptera; Noctuidae. The record is from RefSeq and is a predicted model, not a curated record.
GUUGACAUUGACAGAAAAUAAAAACACGUGCACUUGUAUGUUGUGUGGCUGUGAUUGUUUUGUGAAUAGUAAAUUUUUAAUUCAUAAAAAUAUUGGUAUAUUCCCUAUAAUAUGACUGACGAAACUCAUAAUAAAGUGCUUGCUAUCGUUGCAAACAUAGCAAAAAAACAAGACACGGAAGAAAAGGUAAUUGUCGAAGAUGAAAUAUCAGAUACAGAAAAUGAGAAAGAUAAGAAAUCUUCAAAAUUGGAACCAGUAAGAGGAUUACCAAAAUCCGGAAGAUUUUGGAAAUCAAAAAAGGAGAAGUUUUCUAAAAUCAAUAAGACUAAAGGACUCAGAAAUAGCUUCGAAAAGAAACAAGCACUGCGUGUGCAAAUGCAGAAAACAAAAGAACAGUCUAAACAGUUAUUAGAAGAAUUUAAGCAAAAACAGUUAGAACGAAAGGAGAGAAGGCGACAAAACAUAGAACGUGCGGCUGAAAAUAAACGGAAAUCUGAAAUUGUUCAAGUUAUUACUAACACAGCUAAGCUGAAGAGAAUGAGGAAGAAGCAGUUGAGGUUUAUUGAGAAAAGGGACACUAACAAACAAAUUGAAACUAAUAAAUAAGUUUUACAUUAA